AUGUCGGCAAAGCAGGUGGAGCCCGAAGUCGGGGCUAUCGAGGAAACCACGUCCAAGCCAGUAUCGCGUUUCACGCGAUGGUAUCGCAGCCCGCUGUUCAACGUCAUCGUUGUCGGUCUGAUCUCGUUCACGCAGCCUGGAAUAUGGAACGCACUCAAUAAUACCGGCGCCGGAGGUCAGCAGCAGCCGUACCUUGUCAAUGGAGCCAACUCUUUGACGUUUGGCAUCAUGGUUUUUGGUUGCUCUGCCUUCUCCAUCCUCGCGAACAAAUACGGCUUGAAGAAGAUCCUCAUUCUUGGCACCCUGGGAUAUGCCCCGUAUUCAGCGUCAUUAUACGUGAACAACCGCUACGGCACUGAAUGGUUUGUUCUGUUUGGAGGUGCCACUUGCGGUAUUGCCGCAUCUGCGUUAUGGGCAUCUGAGGGUGCCAUCGCACUUGGGUACGCAGACGUGCGGGAUAGGGGUAAGUUUACGGGCAUAUGGUUAGGGCUCAGAGAGCUGGGCCAGCUCAUCGGCGCGUCCAUCCAGCUGUCGCUGAACGUGAAGAACGGGCAGCGCGGCAAAGUCGGCUACUCGACGUACCUCAUCCUCAUCGGCCUGCAGUGCCUCGGCCUGCCCCUCGCGUUGCUGGUGUCGCCUCCGGAGAAGAUCAUCCAUCGUGAUGGGCGCAAGGUGCAGAACCACCCCAAGAACAAAGCCGUUACGAAGGAGUUCCACAAGUGGUGGGCGCUGCUGAAGAUGAAGCAAUUCUACCUGCUGAUCCCGAUGCUCGUGGGGUUCAACUGGAACGGAACGUACCAGGGCAUCUACCUCACGCAGUACUUCUCCGUACGAGCAAGGACCCUGGGAGCGCUGACGUCUGGUCUCGCCGCCACCGCAGCCAACUUGGUCUGGGGCUGGGUCUAUGAUAUCAAGAGUGUCAGCCGUCCGGUGCUGGCUAAGGUCACAUGGAGCGUUUUCUCCGUCAUCAUGUUGGGUCUUUUUGCGUGGCAGGUUGCCAACGAAAAGAUGUACGAGGACGCAAAUCCCAAACCCACUCUUGACUGGAGUCAACCUGGUUUUGGCCGCGGGUUUGCAGUAAAUGUGCUGUUUCGUUUCAUGAACGAGUCCCACUACAUGUUCGUGUACUGGAUUCUUGGGACUUUCUUUGACGACAUCGAGACGUUGACCUUGGCCGUGGGUUUGAUGCGUUCCUUCGAAUCCAUCGGCUCUUGUCUAUCCUUCGGCGUUGGUGCUGCCAAGGUCAGCCCAAUGGUGAACUUGGUCAUCGCAUUCGCCAUGUUCGGUAUUACCAUUCCGUCGACAUAUGCCGCAACACUCCUCGUCCCAGACCGCCCAGUUGAUCUUCGGAAAUCAGAGGAAGAUGAUGACAUGACGAGCGAGGCUAGCUAA
Molecule: messenger RNA, 1392 nt
Organism: Lasiodiplodia theobromae
Lineage: Eukaryota; Fungi; Ascomycota; Dothideomycetes; Botryosphaeriales; Botryosphaeriaceae
Exons: 3
Coding region: 1-1392 (463 amino acids)
Biological process (GO): transmembrane transport
Molecular function (GO): transmembrane transporter activity
Source: RefSeq, a predicted model, not a curated record